AAAUAUUAUUUUCUACUUCAACACUUUGGUUCUUUCUUCAACACUCUUCUUUUUGUGAUUUCUCCAGUCUACCAUUUAACACACCACAAAUCGCGUCCUGAUUUCGUUCUUCUCCCUCUCCAUCACUGCCAUUUUCCCUCGCCGGCUCCCCUCCAUCUUCCGUUUUCCGGUCUUUUAACUUCAGAUCAUACGGCGGCAGAAUUUAUGGCGGGAUACUCCUCCACUGCUUCUGACAAGAAAUCGUCUGAUUUGGCCGACGAUAUACCGAUCUUCAAUGCUGAAAAUUUGCAAAACAACUUGAAGAUCAUAUAUUACAGCCGGACGUUUUUGUCUAUAAUUGGUGGAGUAAUUGCUGGAGUUUUGGGAUUCACUGGCCUGACUGGAUUUAUAUUUUAUUUCCUAGUCAUGGCAAUUACUUCAGUUGCACUUGCAGCUAAGGCUGGAUUUUCCUUUCAUUCAUAUUUUGAAAGCUGUAACCAGAUUCUAUUCGAUGGCUUUCUCAGUGGACUUAUGUCGUUCGUGCUUUUCUGGACUUUUGCGUACGAUAUCGUUCAUAUAUUCUGAGUCCAAAUGCUGGCAGGAAUUGGAAAUUCUAGAGGUAGCUGCAGCUCUGUACAAUUCGACUCAAGAACGGGGAGUUCCAAAGGAGUAAAUGAACUUUUGUUCUUCAAAAAUGACAACUAGAUUGAGUUAUAUCUUUUGACCCUUUUUCACCUUAAUGAUAUUGUGUUAAGUUUCUUUCUAAUCCUUCAUUACUAUGUUUAGAAUCUUAGAAGAGCGAGGCAUUUUCUAGUGAUGGGCAUAGAUUUUCUUAAUUCUUUCUAGUUUUUUAAGUUCUUGAGCUUUUAUUCUGAACUGAUAUAUUUAAUUCAUCCGUGUUCUUAUAAAUAGUUCACGAGACAAUUCAGAACCCACAGUGGUAGCUUGCUUGAUCGAAGUGAUCAUUAAUAA
Messenger RNA from Cucumis sativus (cucumber), 951 nucleotides. Its product is annotated as ER membrane protein complex subunit 6. Bases 205 to 564 code for a protein of 119 amino acids. The record is from RefSeq and is a predicted model, not a curated record. Gene Ontology annotation, biological process: autophagosome assembly; protein folding in endoplasmic reticulum. Gene Ontology annotation, cellular component: EMC complex; endoplasmic reticulum; membrane. Lineage: Eukaryota; Viridiplantae; Streptophyta; Magnoliopsida; Cucurbitales; Cucurbitaceae. The transcript has 4 exons.